AGAGGGCGGUAAAUUGCAGUCAUCGCUGAACCGGAGAAAGGACACUCUUGUAGUUCAGUGUGUUGCAGCCGUGUUCAGGUCGCAUUGACGGUAGUAUUCUCUUGUGGAGGAUACAAUUAACAGUCACCGUCGCAUUGAGUCGCUUUUGGGAGAGCUCUGACGACCACAAGCUUUUGGCGAAAAAGAAGGCAAAGAGAGCUCGUUAUGUUCAACCCCCACUCCCACCAACAACAACAACAGCAACAGCAGUUCCACCAGCACCUGCGGCAGCUCCAACAACUUUUCCAUCAGCAGCCGCCUCCACCGCCCCCGCCGCCUCCACCGCCACAGCCCACUCCGGCUCACCAUGUCGGCCAUCACCAUCACCAGGCAUCGCGAGCCAUUCCUGUGCCUCCACAUACAACGCCUCCUCCUCCCAGAAUGGUCAACCUGUGCCAGGCGAGCCAGACCACGAUUAUCAGCCCCAAUCCCAUGCUACAGGGAGCCUUAAUGAUGCAGCAAAUGCAAGGUAACAUGCGGGGCUUUGGAAUGGCCGGACAGCAGUUCCAUCAUUUCUUCACAGCGGCGAACAGGUCUCUACUGGGGCCGGUUCCAAUUGGUAUGGCAAUGAAGUCCCACCACAUGGGCUUCCCCGCUGCAGCUCGGGCCUUCCACCCUCACCCUCGCUUAUACAAUAAUGCCGCCAUUACCGCAAGCGCGGCCACUGCUACCAGCGCGGCCACCGCCGCCUCCUCUGUUACCACCACCACCACCGCAACACUGGACAAGAAGAAUGACAGCCAGCAGGCAGCAGACGAGCGUACCGCUGACAAUGCCGCAGUAAGCAAGGCCAGGGAGAAUGAAACAGAUGGCGUUGUGGAAUCGGUGGAUGGAUCGUCUCAGUCCUCUGAGGAACAGGUUGAAGAACCGACGGUGAAGAGGCAGAAGAUGGAAGGAUCUGAGGAGCCUAAAGAGGGUCCUGCUCUCCCUACUGCCGAUUCAAAUGGCGACACAGAAGACAUCCAGAUGGGUGACUGCCUCCUCUUACAAGAAGACGAGUCUACGCUGGAUCCAGGAGUUGAGGAGAGCCACGCUGCCAUGUUGGACGAUGGUGAGCCACCAGACAAACGGGAAGCGGAGGGCAAUACUGCAGAAGGGGCCAACAAGUUCUACUGCUACCUCUGCACCAUCACUUGCCACAGUCAGGAAAACUUCCGGAGUCAUAUGAACAGUGUUUCCCACCAGCAGAGGAUGAUGGAGAUUCAGCACAUGAGCAAUGCGUGCCUGGUCACAUUGCUGCCACGGCUGCAUGAGACUCUGCAGGGGGCCAAUAAAGAUGGAGACAAAAAAGCAGACACGCAGCGUUGGUGUGCAACGUGUUGUGCUCAUUACUCCACCAGCAUCGCCGACCAUCGACACACAGAGGAGCACAAACGUGCGUACAGAGCAGCCGUGUCGUCCUGCAACCUCUGCAAGAAGCACUUCAGGAGCUCCAAGCUGUUUAUGGCACACUUGCAGUCCCAGGAGCAUCGGCAAAGAUUAAUUAAGCUUCAGGAAAAGGAGAGCUCCGACACUUCAUCCAAGCUGCCGGACAUAGAUGGCAUUGAGAUUUUGGAAGAGAAGGUGGAGGAGGAUGACAGGCUCGACUGGGAUGAAGACUUUCCUGAGAACCUGGAUGGAUGGAGCUCAUGCAGAGAGGUGACUCUGAAGGACAUGACGAGUGACGAGCAGUAUGACCCCAACACCAUUUACGGGUCCAGCUUCUUUGUGCCCGUGGCCGGUUUCAUCUGCCGACUCUGCAACAAGUUCUACCAUUUUGACUCGUCGGCUUUACACACACACUGCAACUCCGUCAAGCACUUUGACAACCUCAAGAGACACAAAGAAUCACUCGGCGGAAAGUGCGCCAACGCUGACGACGACAACCGCGGGUCUUUAACAGGAACCCCCACAGACUCUGUGGAAGAUAUUUGCCCCUCCAGUACUGCAGGGUCGGUUUCAAGACUCGGCAGUAUGCGCGGGACAGAAAACCAGCUCCAGGACAAAGCGGAGGAGCCUCGCACUUGUCAAGCGUCGAAAACUCCAUCAGAGCUUCCCGCUGACACCGCAGAUCUGCCAGCCUCCACUGACGACAACAAGAGAGAAAAAGAAGAAGAGGAAAAUGCUCUACCGAAGCCAAGCACCAGACGCCGUUCCGGGAGGGCCACUAAUAGACGUUGAAGGAUGGAUGAGAGACUUGUUUUUCUUUAAUUCUCCAACAGGUUCCAAUUUCGAUGGCAGAACACAUGACCUGAAAGGUGGGUUAAAGUCUGACACGGUGAGACAAAUUCGCUCAAACCCAAUGAGACAAAAUUGUGAACAUAUAUUAGUGACAUAUUUAUUUAUAAGGCGGUGUUCCUUAAAUUGAUCUGACCGUGUGCAGUGUGAGGAAUAGCCCCAUUCAGACUGCAAUGCUCAGUCCCUCACAGAGUGCCUCGCUUCAUGGCUGCAAGGUUGCCGAGUGUCACCCUGGGAAGUGGAAUUUUUUCCUCCAGGGGGAAGCGUGGCCUUCAACAGUGUUGAAUAAUAAUAAACUUGUCCAUCAAGGCAGGUGUUUUCAGUCACGUUGUACCAUCGGUGUUUGUUCAUGACAUUUUGGUGUCGCGUUCUUGUGGAUGUUUUGAGUGAUGUGUUGGUAAUUGGUGGACCAAAAAAAAGGCUUUACAAGAAAACACAUUGUGUUUAUUCUGGAUUCAUUUUUUGUAGUGCUCUGCGCUGAAGUUUUAAACGCAUCACUUCCUCUUCCAGAAACAUUUCAUCCUCACUUGUGGUUAUUUGGAGCCACUCGGUCUUGCUCACGUGACGCAAAGCUUGACAUGACCAUGGUGACCCAACACAUGAUUAGCACCCCCCUGCAUUUUCUUUUCUUUUUUUUUUGGUCAGGAUCUUCAAUCUUUGUAUUGUAGCUCUGAAUGAUGCGAUUUCAAAACAAAUCAUUGUUAAUCAAGACUGUAUUUUUAUUCUGCUACUGACAAAACUGAAAUCAAGACAUGUUUUCUAAAAUGCUUGAAAGUUCAAAUGUAUUUUUUGGACGACAUUUUAAUUUAUAUUAAAAUGUCCCAAAAAUU
Hippocampus zosterae (dwarf seahorse) is the source of this 3086-nucleotide messenger RNA. RefSeq names its product cdkn1a interacting zinc finger protein 1a (gene ciz1a). The record is from RefSeq and is a predicted model, not a curated record. Bases 205 to 2199 code for a protein of 664 amino acids. The transcript has 15 exons. Gene Ontology annotation, molecular function: zinc ion binding; nucleic acid binding. Gene Ontology annotation, cellular component: nucleus. NCBI's taxonomy places the organism in Eukaryota, Metazoa, Chordata, Actinopteri, Syngnathiformes, Syngnathidae.